Messenger RNA from Alosa sapidissima (American shad), 3860 nucleotides. RefSeq names its product Rho guanine nucleotide exchange factor (GEF) 25a (gene arhgef25a). Gene Ontology annotation, cellular component: plasma membrane; cytoplasm. Lineage: Eukaryota; Metazoa; Chordata; Actinopteri; Clupeiformes; Clupeidae. Bases 16 to 1578 code for a protein of 520 amino acids. Gene Ontology annotation, molecular function: guanyl-nucleotide exchange factor activity. The record is from RefSeq and is a predicted model, not a curated record. Gene Ontology annotation, biological process: axon guidance. The transcript has 13 exons.
GCUGCAUUUCAUAACAUGAUCAGUGUGCAUACCUCUUCCCCAGAUCACACAAUCCACCACCCUGCAGUCAGAGGACAACGGCUCCCUGCUGAUGGACGACACCUCCAGCCAUUCAUCUGCCACCGUAGACAGCGAGGAGGAGAGGAGGAGUGCCUUAGAGAAGAGCAUGUAUGUGCUGAAGAGCUGAUUGAGACAGAGAAGAUGUACGUGGACGACCUGGGCCUCAUAGUGGACGGCUACAUGGGCACCAUGAAUGCCAAAGGCGUGCCGGAGGACAUGAAGGGCAAGGACAAGAUCGUGUUUGGGAACAUCCACCAGAUCUACGACUGGCAUAAAGACUAUUUCCUGGGCGAGCUGGAGAAGUGUGUGGCUGAGCCAGAGCGACUUGCUCAUCUGUUCAUCAAGCAUGAAAGACGGCUCCACAUGUACGUGGUGUAUUGCCAGAACAAACCCAAGUCGGAACACAUAGUGUCAGAGUACAUCGAGACCUACUUUGAGGAAUUGAAGCAGCAGCUUGGCCAUAGACUGCAGCUAAAUGACCUGCUAAUUAAGCCUGUGCAGCGUAUCAUGAAGUACCAGCUGCUGCUGAAGGACUUCCAUAAGUACUACACCAAGGCGGGGUUGGCCACAGAGGAGCUGGAGAAAGCGGUAGAGGUGAUGUGCUUCGUGCCAAAGCGCUGUAAUGACAUGAUGAACGUGGGUCGGCUGCAGGGCUUUGAGGGGAAGAUCACUGCUCAGGGGAAGCUCCUGCAGCAGGACACCUUCACUGUCACAGAGCUGGACUGUGGCUUCCUGUCCAGAGCUAAGGAGAGGCGGGUGUUCCUGUUUGAGCAGAUCGUAAUCUUCAGUGAGCCAAUUGACAGGAAGAAAGGCUUCUCAAUUCCGGGAUAUAUCUUCAAAAGCAGCAUCAAGAUAAGCUGUUUGGGCGUGGAGGCAUGUGUGGAGGGUGACCCCUGCCGCUUUGCGCUGACGUCCCGCGGGGCUGAUGGGAACACGGUGCGCUUCGUGCUGCAGUCGUCCUGUCCAGACACCAGCCAGGCCUGGACGGCCGACGUGGGCCAGAUCCUGGAGUCGCAGCGCAACUUCCUCAACGCACUCCAGUCUCCCAUCGAGUACCAGCGGCGGGAAAGCAAGUCCAACAGUCUGGGCCGCAGCAUGAGGCCCCCCCUGUCAGCGGCGGCCGGCCUCCGGCCCCACUCCUCGGCCUCCAUCGACCGGCACCGGCUGCCCUGCCUGCGCUCCCACAACGCCUCACUGCCCUCCCUCUACCUGCCCAGCCAGGGCCCCGCAGACACCCAGCUACAGCCAGAGCCGUGCUGUGCGGACAGCAGUUUGAGCCAGACCGUCUCCCCAGCCCAUGUCCAGCUGGCCUUUGGUGAGCAGACCCCCAGCGCCCCCCACUCCGCCCUGCACCACCCUGGAGUGUCCAACGGCCUGGGCCCAGCCUCCUCCAGCAGCACACAGAGGGGAGGGGACAGCUACCACAGAGGCAUGAUGGGAGACGGUGGUCAGGUGCCUGGCUCCUCCCUCCCCCGGCGCUCCAGCAAUCUGGCCCAGCUGGACGAAGAUGACCUCUGAAGAGCCACACCACCAUCCUCUUCAUCAGCACCACCGUCAUCGCCAUCUUCGUCAUCACCGCUGUUGUCUUCAUCAUCAUCAUGUCUUUAUUAUUUAUCUUUCCUUUUCUUGUGGCUCUGUCUUUUUAAUCACUGACGUUCUCAUUGGAAUGACCAAGGGACUAUUUUUGCCUAAUUUUUGCCUGUUCUUUUGUCGUUUUUGAGGACAAUGUAAUUUGUUCCAGAGAAUAAAUAACCAUUCCUUUUUUGGGAGGUCACUGGAGUUGAAGGAAAAAAAAAAAAUACUUCAAUAUGUUUGAAUGAAAGUGACUGAGCUGUGUACUAUGCUGAGCUGUGAACUAUGCUGAGCUGUGAACUAUGCUUGUCCGUGUGUGUGGGUGCCUAUAUGUGUGGAUGUGAACAAACAUGGAGAUCCCGCGACCGACGGCUUUCUUUGUUGUGGACGUGCAGUUUAUUUUCUUCUUCAUGGCCACAAGUGGACACACGUCUGUGGAACGGAGCUUGCAGUGGGCCUUUCGGUUCCGCUGGACCUUAAAGUGUUUCCCCUCCCCCUGCCGCUGCCUGUUGCUACAGACGGCCCACUCCAGCUCCUGCCCACCUCCAGGACGUCUGCUGCGCGAGCAGAGCACAGCUCCCCACCUUACUCAAUGCUCCUGUUCUUUCUGAUAUUUGAGGAAGAAAUGGACAGUCGACACAAUGAAAUUGUACAUAUGAAGAUGGACUGAGGCUUGAUUGUUUGGGACAAAGCGAGCUCACAUGUGGCCCCUACGGCUGGGGUGGGGGGUGGGGGUGGGGUGUGGGGGUGGAUUCUGCUCUGGGGCUCUGCUUGUCUGAGACCAGCUCCUGACUGCCGGGGGAGCAGUUGGCCGACGCUGACGCACAGGUGAGAGAGUCUCAUGGGACCAUCGCAUUGGCCCUUACUGGACAGGACAUGACAGAGGAGAGUGGAGGCGGAAAGCGAGAGGGGAGGGAGGAAGACGAGUCCUCUCUGUGUGCUGGGGGUGGACAUGGCGAUCUCCCCUGAGCCCGGUCAGCGCAGUGGCGGACGCCAGGAGAGGCUCGAUUCCAUGAACUAGAAAGGAAUGCUGGAUGUGUGCCUCCCAUGCUCCUACCUUCACUCUUUCAUUCUCUCUCUCUCUCUCUCUCUCUCUCACACACACACACACACACACACUCUCACAGGUUUCUGCUCGUUAGAUAGAGGGGUGUAGCCUGGUUUAACCAGACCCAAGACAAAGCUGAGAGCUGUACGCAGGCGGAGUCAGACUACACAGGCUUAUCCAAAUUUCAAACACGUCUCCAGGGACCCCUUCAUUUCAAAAGCAGCAAAGAAGGGUGGUUUGAACAUAUCUUUUCAUUUCAGGACAACUCCCCCCAACAUCAUUAGACAAAGUGCCAAAUAAGCUGGUGCCAGACCCUUUUAGGUUGAAGUAGAGAGAAAAUAAAAUGUCCCAAUUUGAAGCAGUUUCUAUACUAAUAUUUUGAUACUUCUGUCAGUGCAUUGUUACUGUCAGAUCUUUUGGCAAAUUGGAAUGAUCCAUUAAUAUUGCUGGUAUUCAUUUCGUGUCCUUUUGUAAAAACAAAAGAAAAAAAGGCUAGUUUUGUUUUUGCCAUUUUGGAUUUUGUUCAAAUUUUCAAUUUGUGUUAAUGUUUGGUGUCCUUCUAAUCAAGUCAUUCUAACAAAAUGGGCAGUGGGUAAGGCUACACUGCAAGUUACUGGCACUGAUACCCAUUUAGCCACCAGACAUCCCAGACCAGUUGUAGUAUUGAUUUCUAGCUGAGUUGUAAGACAUGAAGCACAAGUGGCCAGAGCUCCGAUGCCUGGGCCUUAGACUAGAUUAAUUACCCCACUGAUCCAGGAGAGGACGCCAAAGGGCUCUGCUGGGAAACAGUACAGCUCUUCAAAGGAGCUCUUGCAUCUUGUCUGUUUGAUCUGAAUUUGUUUUUAACAAUAAAGCUUUACCAAAGGUGGCCAGAUAAUUAUAGGCAUGUCUUCAAGAAACUGUUACACAAAAAUCCAGGAAUGGCUUGAUUGAUUGCUUGUCAAUCCACUCAUGUUUUACAUAUUCUACCAGUUCUCUGCUGAGGAGCAAAGAGCUGGUCAAAUGCCCUAAUCUGGGUUUAGAGUCUGGCAGUUGUGCAUGUUGUAUUGAAAAGUACCCCUACAGAUAUACAAAAUGAAAUGGAUAUAAAGUAGGAAAAAAUAUGAAUAUGUCUAUCUGACAGAAAUUCAUUGUUGUACUAUAUCAAAUAAAAAAGUGUCUUUUUGAAAUACAACCUUCA